AUGCACCUUCCUGAUGAACUUCUCCUCGAAAUUCUGUCGUACAUGCCGCGAGGAGCGCAGUCCCAGUCGACUCUUGCCUCUUUCUGUCUUGUAUCUAGGCAGUGGUACGAUGUAGGAAUCCGCCGGCUCUACGAUUCACCCUACCUUGAAGGAAAGCACUUCGAGCUUUUCGUUCGAACGAUCUGUCCAUCGAUUAACGCACACAUACGGAAGAGUGAGCUGGCGGGGCUGGUUAAGAUGCUCGAUCUGUCUCACAUUGUCCAUCAGGGCAACAAGGCCAUCACGGCAAGACUGCUAGGACGGACGAAGAACAAUUUGGAGGUCUUCAUUGCACCGCAGGCUUCGUUCGCGAUCAACUGCUGGGCUGCCUUGUCGAAAUGCACGAAACUUCAGAUCCUCAACUUGACUCUCGUGUCCGAGUGCAUUUCGUAUCAAGCGCUCAACCAAACCGUGCGGCAGCUGCCGGAGCUUACCGAAAUAUACCUCCCCCGCUGCUCGAACGGCUAUGACGGCGGGUCCAUGUCCAUGAACGUGAAAUGGCCCCCCAUGCUCCGCCACCUCCAACUCUCCGGCCAUGUUCAUGAGAAGUUUCUGGGCGAUAUCAACCGGCAGCCGAAUAGCUUCCCGCCAACCAUGACGUCCCUAUCGAUAUCUCAUUGCCCUAGACUUGGCGCUGCUGACGUGCAGAACUUGCUUCGAAAUCUCUCCAACAAAUUACUCCAUGUAGAACUGCGCGAUCUCCCAUACGUCAAACAGGGCAGGCUGAAUAAUGUGAUGGAAUGGGUUCCGGACUUGAAAUCCUUGACCAUUGCAAUCGAUUACAUCGACGUCAAUUUCGGGAGCAUGCCGCAGGGGUUCUCGCCAGAUAUGUGGGAGCACGCCAAGCCGCUAGAGAGCUUGACACUAGUCACGAGCGGGUCAAGAGAUGUUGAUGGACAAACGAGCUUCAUGCCGGUCGAUCUUUUCGAGUUAAUGGAUCAACGGUUUCUAGGCAGGCUGCGUUACAUCGCCGUUGCGAAGAGCACGGGCUGGCAGAGAGAAGAGGAGGGGGCGGAGGUCGAUGCACUGGAGCUUCUUCUAGAACAGUUAGAUCAGGAGAAUUGGCAGAAGCGGAGGUGGCAUUACAAAGGUCUUGAGGUUCCAGUAGAUUGCGGCAUUGGUUAUCGAUUUUGGUGUCAGACCGCCCAAGGGAAGAUGAUGAGGUCGAGGUUAAGGAUGCUUAGACAGCAAUAG
Lindgomyces ingoldianus is the source of this 1233-nucleotide messenger RNA. RefSeq lists its product as uncharacterized. Bases 1 to 1233 code for a protein of 410 amino acids. The record is from RefSeq and is a predicted model, not a curated record. Lineage: Eukaryota; Fungi; Ascomycota; Dothideomycetes; Pleosporales; Lindgomycetaceae. The transcript has 2 exons. Gene Ontology annotation, molecular function: protein binding.